Molecule: messenger RNA, 1391 nt
Organism: Sardina pilchardus (European sardine)
Lineage: Eukaryota; Metazoa; Chordata; Actinopteri; Clupeiformes; Clupeidae
Product: caspase-8-like
Exons: 6
Coding region: 50-1138 (362 amino acids)
Biological process (GO): proteolysis
Molecular function (GO): cysteine-type endopeptidase activity
Source: RefSeq, a predicted model, not a curated record
UUACUGUUCGGAAGGUCUCCGAGCAAGAAAAGCACGCUCGGAAUUUGGCAUGGAGAAGACAACAAAAUUUGUUUUAGUUGAACAUCUUGAGGAUUUAGAUAAGAAAGAUUUAAAGCGCUUCCGAGUUAAAUUUGUGGAAGAAGGCAAGUUAGGCAAGGCACCAGGUAUCACCAAGCGUAAAGUCGAGGAUGCCGAAGAUGAAAGUGAUCUCGCGGAUUUGUUGCUGAAAGCUUAUGAGGACGACGCAGUUAACAAAACUGAGGACAUUAUGCGGUUUAUUGGAUGUAACGACACAGCUACCAAACUGCGCGCAGUGUACUCUAAAACACAUCAAGCACAAAGCGCAUCUGAGGGAAAGAAUACCAAUCCAGCAUGUGGAGGUAAUCAGCAAGUCAGAAGCUCGAUCGAAGUGUACAACAUGAGCAGGAAACCCCUUGGACCUUGUGUCAUCUUCAACAAUGUCAAAUUUAUUGAUGGUAAAAAAGAACGCUUAGGAUCUGAUAAGGAUGCAGAGGUUCUCGAAAGCACAUUUAACGGGCUGGGGUUUGACGUUGAGGUCCUGCGGGACAAGAAAGUGCAAGAAAUUAAAGACAAGCUUGAAGAACUCAGCAAGAAGGUGACUGAUGAUGACUGCUGCUUCGUCUGUUGCGUGCUCAGCCAUGGCAAUACCACAGGUGUGGAAGGCUACGACAAAGCUGUCCUGCCCAUCCAUGAUAUACUCUCUCCAUUCAGUGGGAGAAGAUGCCCAGCUUUGGCAGGGAAGCCCAAAGUGUUUUUCAUCCAGGCAUGUCGAGGUUCUGAGAUGCAGAAGAAGGUGGAGGUCCAGGCAGAUUCUUUGGAUGAAGAAGAUUCUGACCUUAGCCUGGAUAGCAUCGUCAGUAUUCCUGAUUUUGCAGAUUUCCUCAUCUCCAUGUCCACCUUCGAUGGCUGUUAUGCCCUCAGAAGUCCUGUGGAUGGCUCCUGGUUCAUCCAGUCCCUCUGUAACCACCUGAAAGAGUUAUGCCCACAAGGUGAAGAUAUCUUGUCCAUCCUUACUAAAGUCAACAGUGAUGUUGGUGCUAAGGGGUUGUCUUCUAAGCAAAUCCCCGAGCCAAGGUUCACCCUAAGGAAGAAGCUGGUCUUCCAUGUUCCUGAAUGAGAUAUGAGAUGAAAUUCCACAUGUACUGCUACAAAAAAAUGGAUGUAUUUGUUUUGUUUUUAAACAUGCAAAAUCUAUAUUUUAGUAAUUAUUACCUUUUUAAAAUAUUGUACAUUUAUAUUUUCAAGUCAAUUUUUUAAAACUAAACAUGAUUAUCACCAUAAGUGCUCAUCUUUAGCACUGUAGAACAAUGUUGUUUGCUGACUUCAUACCUUUACUAUGAUCACUUAUUCAAAUAAAAAAAAAUGUAACA